Haemonchus placei is the source of this 570-nucleotide messenger RNA. Lineage: Eukaryota; Metazoa; Nematoda; Chromadorea; Rhabditida; Trichostrongylidae. The record is from the annotation of a GenBank genome assembly.
AUGAGUAGGAACUUACAGAUGUUCGGUGUAGCAUGCGAUCAUCCGCCUAUCCUGAUUGUUAUGGAGUAUUGCCCUGGUGGUGACUUACAAACUCAUCUUAGAAAGCAAAAACUUGCGAUAGAUGUUGGGGAGAGGAUCGUCUACACGAUAGAGGCAGCACGUGGGAUGCGAUACCUGCACCGGAAAAAUUGCAUCCAUCGAGAUCUAGCAGCACGGAAUUGCUUGAUAUCGGCAAAAGGAAGCAUGAAGAUCGCAGAUUUCGGCUUAUCUAAGCUCGUCAACGACUUAGAGAAACAUGACAAAGAAGAACCAGAUAAGGAUGAGCCAAGCCCUCAAAUACCUUUAAGAUGGAUGGCCCCAGAAUCGCUCAAACGGCCAAUGAAGUUUAGCACUAAGACGGAUGUGUGGUCUUUUGCCGUUAUGAUAUAUGAGAUUUUCAACUGUGGGAUCAAACCUUGGCCAGACGAUCCGCCGAAGAAAAUCGCCACCAUGAUUCGCAAAUGCAACAUGCCCUCGAUGCCAGAUGGGACUCCUGAAGAAGUGAAACAGCUCACAUCACAGAUCUGGUGA